AUGUCGCAUAUUGAAUUGUUCGGCGACGACGAACACUUCACGACUCUCCUCGCAGAUGGAAUCUGCAUUGCUACACCGACGGGGUCAACCGCUUACAAUCUUGCUGCCGGCGGGUCGCUCUCUCACCCAGAGAACCCGGUCAUCCUCGUCACGGCCAUCUGCGCGCAUACUCUGUCCUUCCGGCCGAUUAUCUUACCAGACACCAUCGUCCUGCGCAUGGGUGUGCCCUACGAUGCUCGGACUAGUUCAUGGGCUAGCUUCGAUGGUCGUGAGAGGUGA
Messenger RNA from Penicillium riverlandense, 279 nucleotides. Its product is annotated as ATP-NAD kinase PpnK-type alpha/beta. The transcript has a single exon. The coding region runs from base 1 to 279 and encodes 92 amino acids. The record is from RefSeq and is a predicted model, not a curated record. Lineage: Eukaryota; Fungi; Ascomycota; Eurotiomycetes; Eurotiales; Aspergillaceae. Gene Ontology annotation, biological process: NADP+ biosynthetic process; NAD+ metabolic process. Gene Ontology annotation, molecular function: NAD+ kinase activity.